CUCUGUCUCCAGCUCACCUCUUCUUCCUAUCUCCAUUCCUCCUGGCAUUUAUGCGUUGCGCAGAAACCUGCAGUCGUCGAACCAAAACGUCAAGGCCCAUUUCCACAUUUUCCCGUGCUGUUGACGGUCGCACUUGUGUGUUGUUUCGCAUCGCCACCAUGCCCAACCCCGUCCAACGGUCCGCGUGUGAUAGGUGCCACGGCCAGAAGCUGCGCUGCACGAGGUCUGGACAUGGAGGCGCUUGUGUCCGCUGUACCAAGGUAAAAGCCGUCUGUAUCUGGACCCCUUCAACGCGCCGUCAGAGCGAACAUUUGCGAUCCACAGCUCUCAACCGCCAAGACCCGUCUAUCGUGACUCCGGACAGCAGCCCGCCACAAGAAGACGACAAUGGUAUGGAGACCACGACGCCACUGAACACAUCAUUCCCAGUCGUCCAGGCCGAUUUUGAUUUCGGUGGGUUCGGCACAUGUCUAUUGCAGGGCAGUUCAACGACAGCGACCUGGUCAGGCCCGACUUUUGCCGACGCUACCUCAGGAUCCUCCUCAACCUGCGCGCUGUCUGCUGCUUCUCCUGCGUCUACUUCCUACCUGCAAUCAGGUGAUACCAUGAACUCAUGGCAGUCUCAAUUCAAUCAGGAGUGGGCUAUGUUGUCUGCAGAACAGCCAAUACUUCCAGACGACGGAAAUGUGCGUACACGACAGGAGACUCCUACGGCCAAGCCGCAUGAAAUACAAAAUCUGCCACUUGCUACCAUCCGCGGACUCUCGGAUCUCAAUGUUGAAUUAUUUACACUUUCUUCCACGAUACCUAAGCCACCGACCUCUUUAUCACAGCCGUUCAGCUGGAGAGACAAAGACUUUGCGAUCGAUAAGACGUUUCAGCUAUCCCAGCGCCUGAUUGAGGUCCUCGACAAGCUGUACCCACGCCAUUCAGAAGCGCUGUGCAAGAAUCAUGUCAUGUCACCUCUUCAGGAAGAUGCAUUGCCAGGGUUGAUUUUGAAUGAGUCCCCGUCGUUCGAUCAAUCGUCGUUCCUGCUUGUGCUUUCGUGUUACCAACGUCUUAUCGAAACCUACGAUGAUAUUUUCCGAAAUAUGCAAGCGUGCUUAGACCGCUCCUCGAUUACGGCGCGCGAAGAUUACGUUCAGAUGCCCGACAUGAAAGUCGGGUCCUUCUCUUUGCCCGAUUCAUCUACUCUCCAGAUCACGUUGAUCCUACAGCUGACUAGGCACCUUUUACGUCGAAUGAGCGCUAUCAUCAAGUCUCUAAACACAAAUUAUGGUGGUGGCACGAAUGAUCUGAUGUCCCUCACGUUCAAGGCCGUGAAUACCAGGGAGGAGGAUUUGAUCAAGAGAAUCAAUAAACUCCGAAAUAGCCUUCUAUUAUUAGACAUACUAUAGUGUGUUCACACCACUUUCCAGCCCCCUUUGCGUACCCCUCCCCCAAUGGCCAUCACACUACAGCCGCCGUCAAGACGCUUGAGCAUCUGGUAUUCAGAAGAAUUCGGUGCCUGGCAUUGGCAAUUAGCGCGCCUCAAGGCAAGAGGUACGGAAGAAAGAGUGUCAUCGAGCGUUACAUAAUUAUAGAGACUCCAAAAAAAAAAAAAAAAA
Messenger RNA from Truncatella angustata, 1607 nucleotides. RefSeq lists its product as uncharacterized. The record is from RefSeq and is a predicted model, not a curated record. Gene Ontology annotation, biological process: regulation of DNA-templated transcription. Lineage: Eukaryota; Fungi; Ascomycota; Sordariomycetes; Amphisphaeriales; Sporocadaceae. The transcript has a single exon. Bases 51 to 1397 code for a protein of 448 amino acids. Gene Ontology annotation, molecular function: DNA-binding transcription factor activity, RNA polymerase II-specific; zinc ion binding.